Molecule: messenger RNA, 909 nt
Organism: Dissoconium aciculare CBS 342.82
Lineage: Eukaryota; Fungi; Ascomycota; Dothideomycetes; Mycosphaerellales; Dissoconiaceae
Exons: 1
Coding region: 113-877 (254 amino acids)
Source: RefSeq, a predicted model, not a curated record
CAGAGCCAUCGUCUACACUAGAGACCCGGCACGUCCAACGACGCGAUCGUCCUGUUUCCUUGGCCCGGUGCCUGACACUUUGCCAUUCCAGUGUGUGCGUGUCUGUGUGUGUAUGCGUGUGUGUGCGCCCGUGCCUGUCCGUGCCUGGUUCGGGGCGUGUGCGCGCACCGGCGAAAGGGUCGACGACGAUUUGUCUUGUCCAUUUACCGGGACCUCCAGCCAGUUGACCGUGUGUGGCCCGCGGAGUGACUGCUGCCCUUCCCAUUCCGUUCAUCCAUCAUUCACCCUCCCCGUCCUCCUCCUCAUCAUCACGAACCAACAACGAUUUACCGCUCGGCGGGCCAACGUCUUUGCUCGAAUACAGUUCUCCCCCGACACACACACACACCCUCUCUCUGUCUCUCUCCAUACACACGUCCAGCCCGCGCGCACGUACGCACACACCCGUCGCCACGGUGUCGCUGCUCUUGCUGCCAUUCAUCCUCCUCUGCUGGACGGCCUCUCGCGCACGUACAUGUACGCACGUCCACACACACUCCCUCUCACCCUCGCAUCUGAGACCUUUCUCCCAUCGACGUACAUCGUAUCCUCAACUGCGAUCAAACGCGCGCUCUCGGGACCCUGGACUGCUGGACCAUCACCACCUCCCGCCCGCCUUCACCCCCCUUCCGACACUAUUGUCGUCGACCUGUCUCUCGUUCUCUAUCAUCUACAUUCCACAUUCGCCGACUGCAGCGGAAAUCUCGCCGUAAUCCUACAACUAAUCCUCUCGGCCACCUCGACGAAUCACCUGCCGAUCACUGACACGAUCAAUCCCGACACGACCACAUAUCAUCAUCACCAUCACUCAGGACAGACACCGACACUAUUCGCUUGACCGGUAUGUUGCGAGGAAGUGCUGUCCUCCAC